Molecule: messenger RNA, 2313 nt
Organism: Aegilops tauschii subsp. strangulata
Lineage: Eukaryota; Viridiplantae; Streptophyta; Magnoliopsida; Poales; Poaceae
Product: pentatricopeptide repeat-containing protein At1g53600, mitochondrial
Biological process (GO): RNA modification
Molecular function (GO): RNA binding; protein binding
Source: RefSeq, a predicted model, not a curated record
CUUAUCCCUUCCCCUGCCGUAGCCGGCGUUCAUGCCCCCACUGGUCCAUACAGUGGUUUCAUUCAAUGACAACGGCCGCGUUGCGACUGCGACUGCCAAGAGCUCCGGCCACCGCCACUCUCACCGUGGUGCCCGGUCAGUACGCACUCUCGGAGGAGGAGCCCCCGCCGCGCCGCCCCAACACGGCCCACCUCAAUGCGCUGCUCACGUCGUACGGCCGCCGCGGCCGCCUCCCUGACGCCCAGCAGCUGUUCGACCAAAUGCCCCGCCGGGACGUCAUCUCCUGGACCGCUCUCCUCACCGCCUACGCCGACAACGGCGACCUCGCCUCCGCGCGCCUCGUCUUCGACGACAUGCCCCGCCGCAACGCCCCCUCCUGGAACGCCCUGCUCUCGGUCUACCUCCGCGCGGGGCAACCAGCCGCCGCUCACGCGCUCUUCUCCAAGAUGCCGGUCAGGAACGCGGUGUCCUAUGGCGCCAUGAUCACGGGGCUCGCCAGGGCAGGGAUGCUUCGUGAGGCUGAGGCUGUGUAUGCGGAGAUGCCACAGCAGUGGCGUGACCCAGUAGGGUCAAAUGCGCUGAUGGCCGGGUACUUGAGGGCUGGGAAGCUUGGCAUGGCGUUGAGGGUGUUUGACGGAAUGGCGGUGAGGGAUGUCAUAUCCUGGAGCGCGGUCGUCGAUGGGCUCUGCAAACACGGAAGCGUGUCGGAGGCGAGGAAGGUGUUUGAGACCAUGCCAGAGCGGAAUGUGGUGUCGUGGACCUCGAUGAUUCGUGGAUAUGUGAAACUUAGGAUGUACAGAGAUGCUCUGUUGCUGUUCCUGGACAUGAGAAGGGCAGGUGUUCAGGUUAAUACAACGACACUCUCAGUUGUGCUGGAUGCUUGUGCUGAGGCUUGCCUUGUCAGAGAAGGAGUUCAGAUUCACAGUUUGAUUGUAGCAAUGGGUUUUGAAAUGGAUGUUUUCUUGGGCGAUUCAAUAAUCAUCCUGUAUUCCCGGUUUGGUUGGAUGGUUGAUGCUAGAAGGGUGUUUGCUUGCAUGAAGUGGAAAGACAUAGUAUCAUGGAACUCAUUGAUCACAGGCUAUGUUCAGCAUAACUUGGUUGAAGAAGCACAUGUCCUGUUCAAGUUAAUGCCUGAGAAGGAUGCUGUUUCUUGGACAUCGAUGGUUGUUGGGUUCGCUAACAGGGGUUGGAUGAGGGGGUCUGUUGACCUGUUCGAGCAAAUGCCAGGAAAAGAUGAGGUUGCUUGGACUGCAGUCAUUUCUAGUCUUGCUACAAAUGGAGACUAUGUAAGUGCAGUGCGGUGGUUUUGUCGCAUGGCACGAGAAGGGUGCAAACCUAAUACAGUAGCUUUUAGUUGUCUACUCAGUGCUUUGGCUAGCUUGACAACAUUGAAUCAGGGAAUGCAAGCUCAUGCGUAUGCAAUCAACAUGGGAUGGGUAUUUGACUCUUCUGUUCACACUUCUCUGGUAUCAAUGUACGCAAAAUGCGGAAGGUUGGCUGAGGCUUAUCGCGUUUUCUCAGCCAUUAGCAGUCCAAGUCUUAUCGCUACUAAUUCUAUGAUUACAGCAUUUGCGCAACAUAAUUUUGCUGAAGAUGCAUUCAAGCUUUUUACCGAAAUGCAAAUUGAUGGCCACAAGCCUAACCAUGCGACAUUCGUGGGAAUUCUGACUGGCUGUGCACGUGCUGGUCUGGUUCAAGAAGGUUACAACUACUUUGAGUCAAUGAGAUCAGUCUAUGGCAUUGAACCAAACCCUCACCAUUAUACAUGUAUGGUUGAUCUUUUAGGUCGUGCUGGCCUCCUUGCGGAAGCACUGGAAAUGAUUAACUCGAUGCCCCAGAAUGAUCAUUCUGAUGCAUGGGCAGCUUUGCUCAGUGCUAGUAGUCUCCAUUCUAAUCUUGCUUAUGCAAAAAUAGCAGCACAGAAGCUUCUUGAGUUGGAUCCUUAUGACGCAGCAGCUUAUACCGUCCUGUUAAAUAUGCUCUCAUCUGCGGGGAUGAAGGAUGACGGAGACAUGCUAAAAGUUCUACAGUUGUCCAACAUGGCCAGUAAAACCCCUGGCUAUAGCCUUAUUAUACAGGAUAAGGCUGCAGAAAACAGAAUACAUAGUGAACACUUAUAGACUUGUAGUUCUAGAUAAUUGGCAAGCCAAAACCCAAAAUAAUAAUUUCGUACCACAACUGUUGUAAUGCCGAGAGUUGAUGUUGAUUUUAUUGAUCAUGUUGAGACAAGAAAAUUGAUAGAUGAUUUCAGAAAGAGCUCGCAUGAUCAUGUGCAGUCCCUGUUUUAAUGCAAUGAAAAAGUUGAGGAUUCUA